AGAAACCAGAGCAGUGACACGUGACCGACCUCCGCUACUGUGAUUGGUUGAGAGGACGUUAACGUAGAAGAGGAGUCGGGAUAGCUGACAACAAGUUGGCUGUGUUUAUGCUAAAGGUUCAACAAUGCUGCUCAACAAGGUGUUCAGAGCCAGUCUUCGGUCUGGGAUUCGUCUGCAGAGCUCCAGUGCUACUGCAGCCAAAGCACCUUCCAGCAGCCAUGCAGGACCCCCUGGCUUCUCUUUCGAAAUGACGGAUCAGCAGAAGGAGUUCCAGCAGCUGGCGAGGAGGUUUGCUCGUGAAGAGAUGAUCCCUGUUGCAGCUGCUUAUGACAGGAGUGCUGAAUAUCCAUUCCCCAUCAUCAAGAAGGCCUGGGAGCUCGGGUUGGUGAAUGGUCACAUUCCACAGGAAUAUGGUGGGAUGGGUCUGUCGAUCUUUGACGCCUGCCUGAUCACAGAGGAGCUGGCUUACGCCUGCACAGGAAUGCAGACGGCCAUGGAGGCAAACUCUCUGGGACAAAUGCCUGUUAUUCUUGCUGGAAAUGAAGCCCAGAAGAAGAAAUACCUGGGAAGGAUGACGGAGGAGCCGCUGAUGUGUGCGUACUGUGUCACUGAGCCCGGAGCCGGUUCUGAUGUGGCCGGUUUAAAGACCCGAGCAGUGAAGAUUGGAGACGAGUACGUCGUUAACGGACAGAAGAUGUGGAUCACCAACGGAGGGAAGGCUAACUGGUACUUCCUCCUUGCUCGCACCAAUCCUGAUCCCAAAUGUUCAGCUAGCAAAGCUUUCACCGGCUUCAUUGUGGAUGCAGAUACUCCAGGGAUUCAGCUCGGAAGGAAGGAGAUGAAUAUGGGCCAGAGGUGCUCCGACACCAGAGGCAUUACAUUUGAAGAAGUCAGGAUACCGAAGGAGAACGUCCUGAUCGCAGAGGGAGCAGGAUUCAAAAUCGCUAUGGGUGCCUUCGACAACACCAGGCCACCAGUGGCAGCAGGAGCAACAGGCCUGGCACAGAGGGCUCUCGAUGAAGCCACAAACUACGCCCUGGAGAGGAAGACCUUUGGCAAAGUUAUUGCUGAGCACCAGGCCGUGUCGUUCCUCUUGGCCGAGAUGGCAAUGAAGGUGGAGCUGGCUAGGAUGGCGUACCAGCGAUCAGCUUGGGAAGUGGAUCAAGGCCGCAGGAACACCUACUACGCCUCCAUUGCCAAGGCCUUCGCCGGAGACAUCGCCAAUCAGGUGGCUACUGACGCCGUUCAGGUCUUUGGAGGCAACGGCUUCAACAGCGAGUACCCGGUGGAGAAGCUGAUGAGGGACGCAAAGAUCUACCAGAUCUACGAAGGAACAGCUCAAAUCCAAAGGCUCAUUAUUGCCAGAGAACAUCUGGGAAAGUUCAAGAAAUGAACCGUUCCCUGAUCCGUCCUCAUUUACAGUAAUUUACUGUUAACUUCUGUAGCUCUUGUACAUAAAGGUUCUGUAAAAAUAGAUCGGGCCGCUUAUUCAGGAUGCAGCUCCAAUGUUUUCUGCCUUAACAGGUGGUUCAGAUUGAUGAUCUGAAUGACGAGGUCAUGAUUCUUAUGGUUUGAUUCAGAUCAUAUAAUAAAACUUUUAUCAGCUCAACACGACAUGAAUAGUUUUUGUGCCCAAAUGAAAACGUUUCACUGUAAGGAGCAUCAUUUCUCUUGUGAACUGUUUAGACUGCUUGUCUUUUAUUAUAGCUUCAGAAAUACAUUUUAAGCAAUAAUCAAUGAUUGUCUGUAAACUUAAACUAAAGUUAUUCUACAGUUAAAUUUCAGUGACUCUUUAAGAUGAUGGUCUUGCCAAUUUUUUUGCCUUAUUCUGCCUCAAACAUCUCACUGACUUUGUUCACAUCUCUAAAAGAUCAAAUUUGUAAAAUAACUUUAAACUUGAACAGAAUGUGUAGAAAGAUGUUUAGAAGUGCAUGAUGUCUAAAUGCUGUUUAUAUCUUUAUAUUCUGCCCGUUUUGCAUUCAAAAUGAGAUUAAAACUGUUUUACAGUAAGACUUCAGUCAUGUUGGACUGUAAGAGUUUCUUCAGAAACCUGAAUGCCAUCAACUCAUUAAACUAUUAUACUUGUGCUCAGAGGUUCUGAUGGGUUUCUGGUUCUUUUAUAUUUAUGAAAUGAGUGUUUUUAUUUUUAAGAGAUUUGAUCAAUUUAAGAAAAGUGUUCACUGUUUCCUCUAAUGUCUUUGAUAGAGAAUGUUUUUGUUAAACUUUAAUACACUUAAUUCUUUAAACUAAAACUAAAUUCAUUAUUUAGGAGGUUGAUAUGAUUUAAUAUGGAAAUCAAGAAAAGUUCAUUUCAUUUUAAGCACAUUGUAUUUUCGACUGUUUUCCUCUAUCGGCUCAUUUUGUCUAAUUGAUCACAAUUAUUAGUAUGAAAAUGGCCAUUGUGUAUAUACAAAAUAAAUAUUGAAAGUAAAAUGAG
Molecule: messenger RNA, 2437 nt
Organism: Girardinichthys multiradiatus
Lineage: Eukaryota; Metazoa; Chordata; Actinopteri; Cyprinodontiformes; Goodeidae
Gene: acadm
Product: acyl-CoA dehydrogenase medium chain
Exons: 12
Coding region: 125-1393 (422 amino acids)
Biological process (GO): fatty acid beta-oxidation; medium-chain fatty acid catabolic process
Cellular component (GO): mitochondrion
Molecular function (GO): medium-chain fatty acyl-CoA dehydrogenase activity; flavin adenine dinucleotide binding
Source: RefSeq, a predicted model, not a curated record